AUGUCCGGUACAAAUAAUACUGGAGAUGAUAGUAAUAUUGGCAAACGUAGAGUUAGACGAACGUAUGAGGUAGCUGUUGAAGAUGAGCAGGCUACAAAACCUUCCGAUGCAGAAGUUCAAAGAGACAAAACGGAGGUAAAGAGUAGGUAUCAACCAGAUGUCGUACUGAAAAAAUCCAGAUAUAAUACUAAUAAUGAACCACAUAAUAACAAUCCCCCACGAUAUAAAGCUUCACAAUCCGAUCAGAAAUUCAUUCUGCAGCAAGAAUAUAUAGAUAAUAAAGGGUUUAUGGAUAUUCAACGUAAGAAAGAACUUCUGCAAGGAAACAAAGUAAAAGUAAAAGAUGACAAGCGAUCUCGACAACAAAUAUGGGAAGAAAAACAAUUACGGAAUGCAGUAGUUGGGUCUAACAUCGAUGAAAUUAAAGUAGAAAAUUCUGAUCGAUAUGAGUACGUUUUCGAUACAGAAGCAACUAUUGCCUUCACUAGUGAUCAAGAAGAUGAACUUCCCGAAGAAGGCGAGACUUUAAGCACGGAGGAUGCCCGUUUAUUGGAAGAGUUAGAGAGGGAAAGAUCACGUUUACUAUCUAUUCAAGAAACAAGGAAAUUAUUACCAGUGUAUCAAUAUCGUGAACCAUUAUUGAAAGCUAUUCGUGAUAAUCAAGUUCUCAUUAUUGUUGGUGAAACUGGUUCUGGUAAAACUACUCAAUUACCACAAUAUCUUAUAGAAGAUGGUUAUACUGCAGGUGGGAAAUAUCAAAUUGGUGUUACGCAACCAAGAAGAGUCGCUGCUACAUCAGUGGCAACAAGAGUAUCGGACGAAAUGGAAGUCAUAUUGGGACAAGAAGUUGGUUAUUCUAUUCGUUUUGAAGAUAAGACCACUUCAGGGAAGACUCUUUUGAAAUAUAUGACUGAUGGUAUGUUAUUACGUGAAUUUCUAACUGAUAGAAAUUUAACUAAAUAUUCAUGUAUUAUGAUUGAUGAAGCACAUGAACGUACAUUAGCUACAGAUAUAUUACUCGGGUUAAUAAAAGAUAUCUUACCCAAGCGGAAAGAUCUUAAGUUAUUGAUCUCUUCUGCUACUAUGAAUUCCAAAAGAUUCUCUGAAUUUUUCAAUGACUGUCCAAUCUUCACUGUCCCCGGUAGAAGAUUCCCCGUUGACAUUCAUUAUACAUUACAACCGGAGGCUAACUAUAUUCAAGCUGCCAUCACAACGAUUUUCCAAAUCCACACCACACAAAAAUUACCUGGGGAUAUACUAGUCUUCUUAACAGGACAAGAAGAAAUUGAAUCUAUGAGGGAAAAUUUAGAAGAAAUAUCUCAAAAAUUAGGUUCACGUAUCAAACAGUUGUUAAUCACACCGAUCUACGCCAAUUUACCACAAGAACAACAAAGUAAUAUAUUCCAAAAGACCCCUAAAGAUUGUCGUAAGAUUGUUCUCGCUACUAAUAUCGCAGAAACAUCGCUAACUAUCGAUGGGAUUAAAUAUGUCAUUGAUCCUGGCUUCGUUAAGGAGAAUUCAUACGUUCCGUCAUCAAAUAUCACCCAAUUAUUAACUGUGCCAUGUUCCAAAGCAUCAGUGGAUCAAAGAGCUGGUAGAGCAGGCCGUGUGGGACCUGGGAAAUGUUUCAGAUUAUUUACUAAAUGGUCAUAUAAUAAUGAAUUGGAAAUGAUGCCCAAGCCUGAGAUUGUUAGGACGAAUCUUUCUCAUACUAUUUUGUUGUUGUUAUCGUUGGGAGUUAAGGAUUUGUUGAAUUUCCCAUUUCUGGAUAAGCCUAGUAUUCCAUCGUUCACUAAAUCACUGGAGAAUCUAUAUAUCCUGGGGGCAUUGAAUAAUAAGGGAGAUAUUACAAAGUUAGGUGAAAUGAUGUGUGAAUUCCCAUGUGAACCCGAAUUUGGUAAGGUGUUGUAUUCUAGCGCAAUCGAUGAGAGGUGUAAUGGGACAUUGAGUGAAUGUUUGACUAUUGUGUCUAUGUUACAUGAGACUAUGUCAUUGUUUAUUGGGAAGAAGAAAGAGGCCUUGUCUAGUAUAAUGAGUGAAGUGGAAAGUGAUCAUCUGUUUUACUUGGAGAUAUAUAAUCAAUGGAAAGGAGUUGGUUAUUCAAGAACAUGGUGUCAAGAUCAUAAGAUUCAAUUUAAGACUCUAUUAAGAGUGAAAAAUAUUAGAAACCAAUUAUUUAAUUGUUGCAAGAAAUUAGGUCUUAUCGACAAAGAUAAGGAGGCACUUGAAAGCCGAAGUAAUGAUAAAGAGAAAAACAGUCGAAUAACGAAAUGUUUCAUUAGUGGAUUUGCCACAAAUGUUGCUAAAUUGGGGCCUACUGGUUAUCGAACCACAGGUAAAAGUACAGGGGGACUCAGUAUUUCGAUUCAUCCAUCUAGUAUUGUUUUCCAGAAUUAUAAAGAAAAGGCCAUGAAACCGUAUAAGGCGAUACUGUAUCAACAAUUGAUGUUAACCUCCAAGGAAUAUAUUAGAGAUUGUAUUCCUGUACCAGAAGAAUCUUGGUUGACAGAAAUGAUGCCACAUGUUUUCAAGUAA
Molecule: messenger RNA, 2535 nt
Organism: Naumovozyma dairenensis CBS 421
Lineage: Eukaryota; Fungi; Ascomycota; Saccharomycetes; Saccharomycetales; Saccharomycetaceae
Gene: PRP2
Product: DEAH-box RNA-dependent ATPase PRP2
Exons: 1
Coding region: 1-2535 (844 amino acids)
Cellular component (GO): catalytic step 2 spliceosome; intracellular anatomical structure
Molecular function (GO): RNA binding; ATP binding
Source: RefSeq, a predicted model, not a curated record